GCUUGGCAAGGGCUGUGCGGGCGGGGACAGCGGCCGCGCCUGCGAGAGAGGGCUGGCUCGGGGUCAGCUGCUGCGGGCGGGCUGCUGCGUCUCCUGCCGCCGCCCUCGCGCCGCCACGAUGCCGGGGAUCGACAAGCUGCCCAUCGAGGAGACUCUGGAAGACAGCCCGCAGACAAGGUCUUUACUUGGUGUAUUUGAAGAAGAUGCAACAGCUAUUUCCAACUAUAUGAACCAAUUGUAUCAAGCUAUGCAUCGAAUUUAUGAUGCACAGAAUGAAUUAAGUGCAGCAACACACCUGACUUCAAAACUUUUGAAAGAAUAUGAAAAACAGCGUUUCCCACUUGGGGGUGACGAUGAAGUUAUGAGCUCUACAUUACAACAGUUUUCGAAAGUUAUAGAUGAACUUAGCUCUUGUCAUGCAGUACUUUCAACUCAACUUGCUGAUGCCAUGAUGUUCCCCAUUACCCAGUUUAAAGAAAGAGAUGUGAAAGAAAUACUAACAUUAAAGGAAGUAUUUCAGAUUGCGAGUAAUGAUCAUGAUGCUGCAAUUAACAGAUAUAGCCGAUUGUCAAAAAAAAGAGAAAAUGAUAAGGUGAAAUAUGAAGUAACAGAAGAUGUGUACACUUCCAGAAAGAAACAACACCAGACCAUGAUGCAUUAUUUUUGUGCACUAAAUACUCUUCAGUACAAGAAGAAAAUAGCAUUGUUAGAACCUCUACUUGGGUACAUGCAAGCUCAGAUAAGUUUCUUUAAGAUGGGUUCUGAAAAUCUCAGUAAACAACUGGAAGAAUUUUUAGCAAAUAUUGGAACAAGUGUACAGAAUGUUCGCAGGGAGAUGGACAGUGAUGUAGAGACGAUGCAGCAGACAAUAGAGGAUCUGGAAGUGGCCAGUGACCCUUUGUAUAUGCCUGACCCAGACACCACCAAAUUUCCUGUUAAUCGAAAUCUAACCCGAAAGGCUGGAUACCUGAAUGCUAGAAAUAAAACAGGCUUGGUGUCAUCUACCUGGGAUAGACAGUUUUACUUCACGCAGGGCGGAAACUUGAUGAGUCAGGCCCGUGGAGAUGUAGCAGGAGGCCUGGCCAUGGACAUAGACAACUGUUCAGUGAUGGCUGUGGAUUGUGAAGACAGGCGAUACUGUUUUCAGAUCACCUCUUUUGAUGGAAAAAAAUCUUCAAUUUUGCAAGCAGAGAGUAAAAAAGACCAUGAGGAGUGGAUCUGUACAAUAAAUAACAUAUCUAAACAAAUAUACUUAAGUGAAAAUCCAGAGGAAACUGCUGCACGAGUAAAUCAGUCAGCUCUAGAAGCUGUCACUCCUUCCCCAUCUUUCCAGCAGAGGCAUGAGAGCCUGCGGCCAGCAGGACAAUCUCGGCCACCAACGGCUCGAACCAGCAGUUCAGGAUCCUUAGGAUCUGAAUCCACAAAUUUGGCUGCCCUCUCUUUAGAUUCUCUUGUUGCUCCAGACACCCCAAUACAGUUUGACAUAAUUUCUCCUGUGUGUGAAGAUCAGCCUGGCCAGGCAAAAGCCUCUGGCCAGGGAGGCAGGCGUACAAAUCCAUUUGGAGAAUCUGGAGGAAGUACAAAAUCUGAAACUGAAGAUUCUAUUCUUCAUCAGUUAUUUAUUGUCCGGUUCCUUGGUUCUAUGGAGGUGAAAUCAGAUGACCAUCCAGAUGUUGUUUAUGAAACAAUGCGCCAAAUCUUAGCAGCCCGGGCCAUCCAUAACAUCUUUCGUAUGACAGAAUCACAUUUAUUAGUCACUUGUGACUGUUUAAAAUUAAUUGAUCCACAGACACAAGUUACAAGGCUAACGUUUCCAUUACCCUGUGUAGUUCUAUAUGCUACACACCAGGAGAAUAAACGCCUUUUUGGAUUUGUUCUUCGGACAUCAGGAGGGAGAAAUGAAAGUAAUCUGUCAUCAGUCUGCUAUAUAUUUGAGUCAAACAAUGAAGGGGAAAAGAUUUGUGAUUCUGUCGGAUUGGCAAAACAGAUAGCUUUGCAUGAGGAACUGGAUCGUAGGGCGUCAGAAAAACAAAAAGAAAUAGAGAGAGUAAAAGAGAAGCAACAGAAAGAACUUAGUAAACAAAAACAGAUUGAAAAGGACUUGGAAGAACAAAGCCGGUUGAUAGCUGCUUCCAGUAGACCAAACCAAGCUAGUAGUGAGGGGCAGUUUGUUGUCCUUAGCAGUAGCCAGUCAGAAGAGAGUGAUUUGGGAGAAGAAGGAAAGAAGAGAGAAUCAGAAGCAUAAACUUACCUUUGCUUUUCGAUUGAUAUCCCCCCGAACCCCCAUGGAAUGUGACAAUUUCUGUGGUGAAAUGGCACAAGAUAACAACUAUGUUGAAGUAUCAAGGAGGAGACUAAGCUUUAUAUUUUCUUGUUUUAGCUUCAUUUAAAGAAUAAGAUUGAACUCGAUGACUUAGGUUUGCAUUGGUUUUUUUUCCCCCUUAAACAUAACAUACUAUACAUUAACAUUAAACUCUGUAUGUCUAAAGGAAACCUGCUCAUCUCCACAGUAGAUUGUUGAGGAAUUUAUUUGCUAAAGCAUUUUUUUCUUCAAACUGUGACCUUUUUAUCUUGCAUUGUAAUUGGCUGUGAUCAUAGGAAAUUAUUUCUUCUUCAGGCUCAGAUGUUCAUGGAUAUGGUCUCUCUCUUUUAUUGAAUGUUUUGCUGGCAGUGAGGAAGUAUUCAGCUGACUAAGUUUAAAACCCCUUAUACAGAGAAUUCUACAGGUUUGCAGAUAUUUUAACAAUAUUAAAUGUGCAAUAGAACUUUUAUAAAAAUAAUCAGAACCGAUUUUACACUUAAGGUUUCAAAUUGUGGCAGGUGGUACUGUUGAUUUCAGGGCACUUUCUUAGCUUGCUCUCAUUUCUCUGAUGUAUUACACCUGAUGAUAGUAGGCAAGAAGCUUAAGUGUCUUCAGUUCAAAAUUGAAACAGCUUUGGCAUUUUAUUAUCACACUCUUAGUUCUCAGGUUGGGACUUCAAUUAUUGCUGCAGAGCAGUAAGGGUUAAAAAUAAGAUUUUGAAUUUAUUAAGAGAUUUUUGUUGUUCGAAUACAUUUUAGAUUAGGAUUGAUGUGUAAGGAUAUUGUUACAGGAUGACACAUUGUAUUUUCUGCAUUAUGUGAAAUAGUUUUUAUUGAAAAUCAAGUGACAUUUCAAAAGAAAUUCUAUAACAGUUAUGUUUCAUGCUUAAAGUAAAAAUUCUCAGAGUUUAGUUUAGCAAAUGUAAUCUUUUAAAUUUCAGACAGAUAUUCCUAGUAUUUUCAUAAUUCCAUGUUUUGAUAAAGUACUGGAUCACCACUUUAUAUUCGCAGUCAAAUAACUAAUGUAUGAGAAUAGAGUCAUUUGCACUAAUUAUUCUAAGUACUUUUAACUCUUCAAAUGAAUAACAGGUCCAAUUCCAUGAAAGAUUAAAAAGAAACUGAAUGCCUGGUACAGUACAGGAGAAAUUAGCCAAGAAAGGAUUUUAGCUUGGUGCCAAGGUUAAAAUAAUACUGCUGUAUCUCGUGUGUCAAAUUUUGAUUGAUAUCUUUUUUUAUUGCAUUUUUAACAUUGCUUAUAGAAAUUACAUUCAUGUGUUUCACAUGAAAAAGUAUACAUAUAUACAAGUUAAAUAUAUUUAGUAAAGUAUUUUACAUAGUCAUACAUUUAUAAAUCUUCAAGAGGUUAGCCACUAAGACUAAUUUCACAAGAGAAACUUUGACAUACGGUUUUUUCUUCUUAGUUCUGAAUUAGAAGUGGCUCUGUUUUAGUUCUCAAAACAUAAUUCGUCUGUUUCACACUGUGUAUGUACAUUGUUUUCUGUAGGAAUGGGAUAGAUAAUUAUAUAUAGGAUCAUGAUAUUCUUUUUAAUCCAUGUGCCAAAUGGAGAUAAUGAUUACUUAAUACUCUUUGAUGCCUUAUGUUACCAAAAUAUAUAGUAAAAAAAGUAUAAAUUUAUGGAUUACUUUAUUUUGUGCUUACCAAAGGGAAUGCUUUCACAAAAGCCUUCCUUUUGUUGAAGUUGGAAUUUCUUUUGUUCAGCACUAGUUAGUCAUGGGAGGUCCUGCUUUUAAGACCUUUUUGAGAUUAGUAAGCUUUCUGUUCCACUAAGUCUUUUGUGUAUACAAGUUGUCACCUCACUUAGUUCAGAUAAAAUCUGUUGCCCUAUAAGGAAGGUGGUUAUCAUUAGGAGGCAUUUUAACUGGUGCUUUGCCUGGUAGUGAAGUGGAAGUGCUGCCCUUCAUUAGCACUCUGGGUCAAAGUUUAGGCUUAAAGCUAAGGGUACUAGCAGACUUAGGGAUGCUGGACAGACCUGUAGUUCUUUUAAGUCAUGUUUCCACAGGAAUUUCUAAAAUAACACACUCAUGUCUAUAGGUCAGAUCAAAAUGCAUUCCAACGCCAAAUAGAAGUCAUGAGUGGAUUUUUAACAAUUUUAGGUGAUUCAACUUCUGUUCUAUUGCUGUUGUACUAUAUGAAUUAUUCCAUUGCUGUAGAUAUUUAAUUAUCAACUUUAAUAAGGUUUUUCUGUUAUUAAACCUGCCCAUGGCUUUCUGCCUGAUGUUAUAGCUGAUCUUAACUGUUAUCCUCCUUUGAAAUUUCUUCUAGCUCUGGGAUGUUUCAGUGGUGAUUGGGUUAGAUUUGGGGAUAUCUUUUCUCAAAUUCAGAUUUACACUUAACGGUUUUUAGAAAUUAACAAAAAGCGUUUUUAAAAAAGAAGAAAUAAGCUUACUUAAUUCUGCUAUAAAUUCUGCUACCUAUUGAAUAGUACUUUUAUAACUAUGGUAAUGAAGUCAGUCAUUUCAUUAGGAAAACCAUUAUUUUUCCCUUAAAAACUUUUGAAAACUUGCUAGUCAGAGACUGAAACUGUUACCUUGAACAGAGUCCCCAAAGCUAGGCUAGUUUUUGCCACAUCUACAAUGAUUACUUUGUGUUUCAUUUCCAAAGAGUCUUCAGGCUCCACAGUGUAGGGGUGGUACAUGUGUUUUCCUUAUGCUUGGGAAAAGGACAAUAGAUGUGCAUCCUAGGUACCAUAAAAUCUUAUGUAUUAAAGGCAUCUGGCUUAAUUUUGAGUUGUAUCUAGGCUCCACUAGUAUUUAAAAUUGACCAGUAUUAAAAAUCUGAAUCUUGGGUCGGGCAUGGUGUUCACACCUAUAACCCUAGCACUCUGGGAGGCCGAGGCUGGUGGAUUGCCUGAGCUCAUGGGUUCGAAACCAGCCUGAGCAAGGGCAAGAUCCCAUCUCUAAAAAAUAGCCAGGCAUUGUGGUGGGUACCUGUAGUCCCAGCUACUUGGGAGGCUGAGGCAAGAGAAUCACUUAAGCCCAGGAGUUUGAGGUUGCUGUGAGCUUUGACGCCACAGCACUUUACGAAGGUUGACAAAGUGAGACUGUCUCCAAAUAAAUAAAUCAAUAAAUAAAAUUAAAUCUGAAUCUUAAUAUACAUGUACAUGCUGAAAGACCCUAAGAGCUACUAUAUUGUAAAACCUUCUGCCACCUAAUAAAAUGAAAAUAUUAAUAUUUGUUUUGACAACAACUUCCUAGAAUUCAGAAUGUAUUUUAAAUAAACACACUAAUUGUAGUAAGCAAGCUGUUAAUUUUAUUUUUAGCAAGUUUGGUUUAUUCAUCCAUGAAAUUUUGUUCUACAUUAAUUAAUAAUGCAUAAAGUUUUGAAACUGGAACCAUAUUAUAGUUUUAAACCAAUCUCUUGUGGCUGCACUCAUUAAGUAAUUUACUUCAGUUAAUAUGAGAACUGGGGAUUAAGUUAUAACUAAUGUCCAAAAUUGCUUUGUAUAUUUGGUGAUUUUGUAAUGUAAGUGAAUUGGUUAAUUCUUAUUUCACCGAUACUAUUAAUCAUACAAUGUACAAUUAAAAAUCAUGCAACAUUUUGUUUUAGAAUUGAAUUUGAAGAACUCAGUUUUAUGUGAUCAUGGUAUACAUGUGGGGGGAACUUAUUUUUUCAUUUUGUCAAAGUAAGUCUUGCUGACAAGACUUCAGGAAAUUGUUGUUAGAAGAUUUUUUAAAUGUAUAAUAAAGUCCAUGAUUUUUGUACAGUC
Messenger RNA from Nycticebus coucang (slow loris), 6029 nucleotides. It is a transcript of the gene APPL1, whose product is annotated as adaptor protein, phosphotyrosine interacting with PH domain and leucine zipper 1. Gene Ontology annotation, cellular component: endosome membrane; cytoplasm. The record is from RefSeq and is a predicted model, not a curated record. Lineage: Eukaryota; Metazoa; Chordata; Mammalia; Primates; Lorisidae. Gene Ontology annotation, molecular function: identical protein binding. Gene Ontology annotation, biological process: signaling. Bases 119 to 2245 code for a protein of 708 amino acids. The transcript has 22 exons.